CGGCCACUGGCUCCUGCACCGGCCGGGACUGCGGAGUCUGAGGGGCACUGUGGGACGCAAUGGCUGCGUGGAGCCAGCGGCUGGCCGGCGUGCGUGGGGUGCUGCUUGAUAUCUCGGGCGUGCUAUACGACAGCGGCGAGGGCGGCGGAAGGCCGAUCGCCGGCUCCGUGGAGGCGGUGGCGAGACUGAAGCGGUCCCAGCUGAAGGUGAGAUUCUGCACCAACGAGUCCCAGAAGUCACGGGGGAAGCUGGUGUGCGUGCUGCGGCGACUGGGAUUCGAUAUUUCCGAGGACGAAGUGACUGCCCCGGCGCCUGCUGCCUGCCAGAUCCUGAAGGAGCGAGGCCUGCGGCCACACCUGCUGGUCCACGAUGGAAUCCGCUCAGAAUUCGACCAGAUUGACACAUCCAACCCAAACUGUGUCGUGAUGGCAGACGCCGGUGAUGGCUUUACAUAUGAGAACAUGAACCAAGCCUUCCGGGUGCUCAUGGAGCUGAAGCGGCCCGUGCUCAUAUCCCUGGGGAAAGGGCGUUACUACAAGGAGACCUCCGGCCUGAUGUUGGACGUCGGUGCCUACAUGAAGGCGCUCGAGUACGCCUGUGGCAUCGAAGCCGAAGUGGUGGGGAAACCUUCUCCUGAGUUCUUCCAGUCUGCCUUGCAAGCCAUGGGGUUGGAAGCUCACCAGGCCGUCAUGAUCGGGGACGACAUCGUGGGUGACGUGGGCGGUGCCCAGCGGUGUGGAAUCCGAGCGCUGCAGGUGCGCACCGGCAAGUUCAGGCCCAGCGAUGAGCACCAUCCAGAAGUGCAGGCUGAUGGGUACGUGGACAACCUGGCCGAGGCUGUGGACCUGCUGCUGCAGCACGCACACAAGUGACGCACGGGGGCGGGGUGACAUCUGUCUCCUCCCACCCUGACCCCACCCCCACCCCUGCUUUCUGCCCUGUGCAGGCAGGUGAGGGCCACCCUUCCUCCCACACCACCUAGCCUCCUGGACAGAUGGGUGUCCCUUCCAGGCUCCAGCUUCCCUGCCUGGGCUGAUGGGCAGGGACACCCGCGGGCUCAGGCAGGAAGGUGUCUCAGGGAGCACUCUGAGUCCUGGAACACUGCACCUAGCACUCACGCCUGCAGCAGGCUCCGCCCACUGUCUGCAUCAGAUCCGCAUGUGUGCAAGGGGCUGGGAGGACUAGGGGGCCCCCACACCCCCGCUCAGCAUGGCCAGUGAGCUCUCUGCCUCCCAACAAUGGCUGGCCUCUGUGGAAGGAUGCUGGGGCUGUUCUUCCUGCUGGGAGGGGUGCUAACCAUGCAACCUGGUCAGGCCAGAGUGUGUCACACCCUGCACCUACGGGAGGAAGUGACACCCCAAUAAACUUGGCCUGCAGCAGCACCCUUGG
Molecule: messenger RNA, 1389 nt
Organism: Ochotona princeps (American pika)
Lineage: Eukaryota; Metazoa; Chordata; Mammalia; Lagomorpha; Ochotonidae
Gene: LHPP
Product: phospholysine phosphohistidine inorganic pyrophosphate phosphatase
Exons: 7
Coding region: 60-872 (270 amino acids)
Biological process (GO): dephosphorylation
Cellular component (GO): cytosol
Molecular function (GO): inorganic diphosphate phosphatase activity; phosphatase activity
Source: RefSeq, a predicted model, not a curated record